Pocillopora damicornis (cauliflower coral) is the source of this 4194-nucleotide messenger RNA. RefSeq names its product reversion-inducing cysteine-rich protein with Kazal motifs. Gene Ontology annotation, cellular component: plasma membrane. Gene Ontology annotation, molecular function: metalloendopeptidase inhibitor activity; protein binding. The record is from RefSeq and is a predicted model, not a curated record. Gene Ontology annotation, biological process: extracellular matrix organization. NCBI's taxonomy places the organism in Eukaryota, Metazoa, Cnidaria, Anthozoa, Scleractinia, Pocilloporidae.
UUGAUGUGAUUGGUUGUUGAAUGGCUGAGUUUGAGAGGCGCAUCUCUUGCGAUCAUUUCUUUAACACUAACCAUGCACCGUUUGAUGUUCUUUAGACUGGAAAGUGCUUGAGAGGGUCCAUGCAGUGUUUGAUCUCGUUCCGGCAACAUGCUCGUGCUGCUUAGCACACUGUGGCUCGCCUGUGCGGUUUUCCGAAGCCAAGCCAUCAGUUGCUGCCGAAGUGCUACUGAUUUUGGUGCUUGCAAACAUCACUGUAAUGAGUUGGAGUCCGAAACAGACGUAAGUUUACGCUAUGAGAAGCUCCGUGAUCUCCCGGCUUACUGUCCCGGACAUUUGAUCUCUUUCUGGCGGUGCCUUAAUGUUUCAAAUCCAGGAAUCGGUAUAUACAUUGGAACACACCCAUCAAACUAUGCCAAAACCUGUUGCCUUCUUCCUUCAACGGAAAAAUGUCGGAAAGCAUGUCGUGAAAGAAGGCCAGCAGAUCUGAAGAAAACAUGUCCAGAGGCAGAAGAGGGUUCCAUGUACCGUUGUUUGGACAGACAUCAAGCAUCAAGAAAUUGUUGCAGUAGUUCUCCACAGAUCAGUCAAAAGUGCAGACGGUCAUGCCAAGUGGUGUUUUCAUCAGAGCUUCAGCCAUCAAUUCAAAUGGGGACAAAUGUGCAAAAGUUUUGUGCAAAACAUCAACAAGUGGUUUCCUGUGUCAAAAGACUGACCUCUGAUGUGGUACCCUGUGCUGAACAAGGAUUAGAUUCUAAGCCAGAAGCUUUAAAAUGUUGCACAAAACUGAACUCUGAUGAUACUAUAUGCAGGAGGACAUGCCAAAAGGAUCUCCAAUCACAGAAAAGUGCAUCCAUGCUGAUUUCUAGUCUUGUUGCAGCAUGUGGAGAUCCCCUAGCCAAAAACAACUUGGAGCGAGAUGAGUUUUGGAAUUGCCUUCUUGCUAGCUCAGCGAAAACGCCAGCUCCAGUUUGUCCCAAUGGAACACCACCACCUCCAAAACCAAGAAUUGAUGGGGCAAGACUUCAGUGUUGCUCAAAAGCAAAAACUAGUGUUUGCUGGGAACAAUGUGUCCAGAGGUAUACCAGGAAGAGGGGAAAGGUACAAAACUGGCGUAAAUUUGAUGAGAGCUGUACCUAUAAUCCUAAAGAGAUCAGCAUGAUGAACUGCUUAGCUGAUGUGACAGAGCCAUGUCAGUUGGGUUGCUCAGGUCUCAGUUUUUGUACAAACUUCAACAACAGGCAUACUGAGUUGUUUCGCAGCUGUAACAGCAAGUCUGACUUUGGAGCUAAAAGUCACAUGCAGGAAUGGAAAAAAGGUGUCAUUCACAUGCCCAAUAUUGUUAUUCCAAUACGGGACAUCAAGAAAUGUCUUCCUGAAACAUGGAAGGCCAUUGCUUGUGUGCUUCAGAUCAAGCCAUGCAGUGUCAAAUCUCACAGAAGUACCAUCUGCAAGCCUGACUGUGUGCAGAUCCUAAAACAGUGUAGCAAUUCCAGUGCAACAUUAGCAGCACUAUCGCCCGAAGAAGUUUGUAAAGAACUUUCUCCUCCUGAGAAAAAGGCUCCCUGUAUCUCUCUUCAAGAAUACCUUGUACCCAGCAAGUACACUGAUAUUACAGACGAAGUGACUCACCCAUGCAAUCCAAACCCAUGCAAAGAGAAUCAAGAUUGCGACAUCAACAGAAGUUGCUAUGGAGCGCUUCUUGACAGGUGUCAAUCACACACAUGUGUACCAGGUUGUCCUCUGGGUGAUGCAUCAAGUUUCCUUGUGCGAGUCGGAGAAUAUGCAAGGGUACCUGUUGUGUCUGGUAGAGAAGGUUGCUUCAGGAUGUGCCACUGUGAUGGGACUUCCAAACUCAGCAAUUGUAGAAUCCUGGAAUGCAUUGAGCCUAAGGAGUGCAGAUUUAAGGGAAAGGUUAAAAAUAACGGCGAAACUUUCAGAGAUGAGUGCAACCUAUGUACGUGUUUUUCGGGAGAGCUGACUUGCACUAAGAGGAAUUGUCCAGAGUCUGUUCUAUCACCAGAGUACAAUGCUAGUCGGCCCAAACGCAAUCGAACACCAGAUAACGUUUCUACAGAUACAGACACCAUCAGUACUUUGCCUUGUGGCUGUAAGAAUGUCUAUAAUCCAAUGUGCGGUAGUGAUGCCAAGACUUACCCCAAUCCUUGUGUGGCACGGUGUCUUGGGUUGCCUCCCACUCGGCUAACGAAAGGCAACUGUGCUUCCAUUGAUCCUUGCGAACCGAGCCCCUGCGCUGCUGAUGAAAAGUGCAUUGUGGAAAGAAAGACUUGUUUGUCUAUCACUGAUCUGUGUGUUCAAUAUUACUGCGUAUCAGAGGGAAAAUACUGUAGCGAUCUCCAGUUGGACCCAGUCUGCGACUCGGAAAACAAUCAGCAUCCAAACCUCUGCUCGUUGCAGUUCAACCGCAAGACGCUGGCGUACAGAGGGUUCUGCAAGGAUGAAUGCAAACCUCCCUCCCCUGCCGUGUGCGGUGUUAACGGGGAGACGUACUCCAGCACAUGCGCAGCGCGCUCAGCAAGAGUGAUAGUUGAUUAUCAAGGACGGUGUAAAGCUGUAGGGACUGGACUUAAUCAUGACGACAAAUCACGUUGUGAGAGUGUCACGUGUCCUGAAAUAAAACCACUUCACUGCAAAGGGGUCGUACCCCCAGGGGCCUGCUGCCCACACUGUGCCGCUGAAGUUCGAGUUUUAUAUAGUUUGAAACAGUUGGCAUAUAACCGAGAAGGAUUUAGUAGAUAUGAGUCAGUUACACUGGAACAAGUAUUUCAGAUCCUUCGGCGGCACAUAUCUACGACUGAAUGUGAUUUGUUCGGAUAUCACAGCGUUGAAGGCGAUUUAGUGGUUUUAGUGAUGGCUGUUACGGCAAAGCCGACAAAACUUCAGGUGGAAGCCUGUAAUCGCGAGGCGCAGAAGAUUGAAGCUCUUAUUGAUACUGGAACACCGUCAUUCACGUCCGACAUGGUGCUUUCCGCUCUCAAAGCAGCGCGAUCUCGAGUGCCUACGUUAUCAAAUAAGCCGGAUAAACCGGUUUCCGACUCACACAAAAAUAAAGUGAGUCGGUUAAACAGUGCUUUAACUGCAACUAUACUGCCAAUCAUAAUGUUACCUGUCAUGCUACGAACGGGUAGAAGUUAACAGUAGAUAUCCUACAGAGUAUUUUUAUGUAAAUGCAAUGAAAUUUCGUCAGUACAAAGAUAAAUUAUUGUAUUUUUGAAGAAUGAAAAUGUUUUUGUAGACAUGAAAAUGGUUCGCAGUAUCUUAGUGCACGCCUUGUAGUGGGAUUUGCCAUACCGCUAACACUUCCUUGCUUUGUUUACUCGGACCUCAAGUAAACAAGAUGGAGAAUAUUGAAAUUUAACGUAGCUCUUGUAAAGUAUCGUAUAUACCGUUGAAUUUCUGAGCAAAUUUGCUGCACAGGUAUUUGAAUUUUUCGUCUCUCUAAACAAGGCAAAAAGAGAGCACAAAAGGUUGUGUCUAUGUUUUUUAACAGGAGAAAAAAACUCGUACUUUUUGAAGCGCUUUUUCUCAGAGAAGCACGUUAUUUUUCUCUGUGUUAAGGUCACAAUAUUUUGCGUUGAGUUUGAUCUGACUUUUUGAAGGAAGUAAAAAAGCAUAUUCAGUCCAAUUUCGAAGCCGAUCGUAUUAUUUGAGUUUUGAAAUAGUCCCUUCGGAUCACUACGUGUAAAGUAAUAUAUAUAUAUGUGUGUAUGUAACUCGUUAAGGUUUGUACAAUGUCUUCAAGAAUUGUUCAGACUGAACUUUAAAAGCUCUGACCCUUGCUGUUGAGUUAUUCAUCAUUAAAUGAAUCGUUUAACUCGUUUAUGCUUCAAAGAGACUAAUGUGUUAAACAAAUGUUUAAAUGUAGCAUUGAUGUGUCUUAUCACGCGAAUCACAUUGGUAUAUUGCGUGACAAUCUAGUCAAACGUUUUGUUGCAGUUCAGUUUUUCUCUUUUCAAGCUUGUUCACUCCAAAUGUCUAAAUAAUAUAAAAAAGACUUAAUAUUUAUUUUAUUCGUAAGGAAAAUACCAUUAAUAUUACAAGUACCUUGGUUAAAAAAAUACAUCUUGUAUAUAAUAUUGUCACCCAAAUAUAUCUGACAAAUUCUGUAAAUAUAGAAAUUAAGAUUAAGUUUCUUAAAAAACACGGGUACAGGUAUUAAAAAACACGUUUUAUACA